This is a messenger RNA of Sparassis crispa, 4851 nucleotides long. Its product is annotated as Pentafunctional AROM polypeptide. Lineage: Eukaryota; Fungi; Basidiomycota; Agaricomycetes; Polyporales; Sparassidaceae. Bases 1 to 4851 code for a protein of 1616 amino acids. The record is from RefSeq and is a predicted model, not a curated record. The transcript is spliced from 6 exons. Gene Ontology annotation, cellular component: cytoplasm. Gene Ontology annotation, biological process: chorismate biosynthetic process; aromatic amino acid biosynthetic process. Gene Ontology annotation, molecular function: 3-dehydroquinate dehydratase activity; shikimate 3-dehydrogenase (NADP+) activity; 3-phosphoshikimate 1-carboxyvinyltransferase activity.
AUGACCACCACCGACGUGCGGAAAGUGUCCAUCUUAGGAAAGGAGUCCAUCCAUUGUGGGUUCCAUCUCGUGCCAUAUAUCGUCGAUACUGUUCUGCAUACUCUGACUUCAUCUACUUACGUUCUGAUCACUGAUACCAAUAUUGCGAAUCUGCACCUCGAGGCUUUCCAGGCGGCAUUUAAUAGCCACAAGUUAUCGUGCAAGUCGCGCUUCCUGACCUAUGUCAUACCUCCUGGAGAAACGAGCAAGAGUCGCGAGGGGAAAACAGAAAUUGAGGAUUACCUCCUGCUGAACAAGUGCACUAGAGACACAGUCAUCCUCGCCCUUGGCGGUGGGGUCAUCGGCGAUCUGGUCGGUUUUGUCGCUGCUACUUUUAUGCGGGGCGUUCGUUUCGUUCAGAUUCCAACGACGUUGCUUGCAAUGGUUGACUCCAGCGUGGGAGGAAAAACUGCCAUCGAUACCCCCCAUGGGAAGAAUCUACUGGGUGCUUUCUGGCAGCCGGAAUACAUCUUCAUCGAUGCGGCUUUCCUGGAAACGCUACCCGGGCGUGAGUUCUCCAAUGGAAUGGCCGAAGUGGUCAAGACCGCCGCCAUCUGGGACGAGAAUGAGUUCGCGGCACUCGAAUCGCGCUCGGCAGAUAUCUUUGCCGCGAUCCAAACACCGUCGGCGAACCUCUCCGGGCGCGUACAAUCGACGCGUUCACCUGCGCAGGAGUUGCUCCUGUCGGUGAUCGCUGGCUCCAUUGGGGUGAAAGCGCACAUUGUCACGAUUGACGAACGCGAGACGGGUCUUCGUAACCUCGUCAACUUCGGACACACGAUCGGACAUGCAAUUGAGGCCGUACUGACGCCGACGAUUCUGCAUGGCGAGUGCGUUAGCGUAGGCAUGAUUCUUGAAGCGGAGGUCGCAAGGCAACUGGGCGUGCUAAGCCAGGUCGCGGUUGGUCGGCUCACUCGCUGCCUCAACGCGUACAACCUGCCCGUGUCGAUCUCGGAUCCGCGCAUUUCCAGCUUGCCUGCGGCUACGUCUCUUACGGUGGAGAAGCUGUUGGACAUCAUGAAGAUCGACAAGAAGAAUAGUGGCCCGCAGAAGAAGAUCGUCAUUUUGUCCAGAAUUGGCGCUACCUACGAACCGAAGGCUACCAUCGUGGCCGAUAAAGUUAUCGCAAAGACGCUGUCCGAAGCUGUCAGGAUUGUACCAGGCGUGCCCACCAAGAGUCCCAUUCGUAUGGCUACUCCAGGAUCGAAGAGUAUCUCCAACCGUGCUCUGUUGCUGGCUGCUCUUGGAAAGGGUACUUGCCGUCUCAAAAAUUUACUGCACUCGGACGAUACCCAGGUCAUGAUGAAUGCUUUGAUGGAGCUUAAGGGCGCAAGCUUUAGUUGGGAAGACGGGGGCGAGACCCUUGUUGUCAAAGGUGGAGAGGGCUCUCUAUCAGUUCCCCUAAGGGGCAGAGAAAUUUAUCUCGCGAACGCGGGUACAGCUGCGCGCUUCCUGACCACUGUCUGCACGUUGGCCCAGUCUACGCAACCGGACGAGAGGACUGUCAUUACAGGCAAUGCGCGUAUGAAGCAGCGUCCUAUCGGACCCCUCGUGGACGCGCUGCGCGCUAACGGGAGUGACAUCGCUUAUGUCGAGUCUCUAGGUUGUCUGCCACUGUCAGUUGCACCCGCAGGCUUGAAGGGAUCGACGAUCCAGCUCGCGGCGAGCGUCUCCAGCCAAUAUGUAUCUUCCAUACUACUCUGUGCACCAUACGCCCUAGAGCCCGUCAUUCUCGAGCUUACAGGUGGACAGGUCGUCUCUCAGCCCUACAUCGACAUGACGAUCGCGAUGAUGAAGACGUUUGGUGUCAACGUUAGUCGUGAAGUGGAUGCAGCAACCGGCCAGCUCCUGGACGUGUACACUAUCCCGAAAGGCGUCUAUAGCAAUCCUUCCGAAUACAACAUCGAAUCUGACGCCAGCAGUGCGACGUAUCCGCUGGCAAUCGCAGCCAUCACAGGUACAUCAUGCACUAUCACGAACAUCGGGUCUGCGUCUCUGCAAGGCGAUGCGAGGUUUGCGAAGGAAGUGCUCGAACCAAUGGGGUGCAAGGUUAUACAGACUGAAACCGAGACCACUGUUGAGGGUCCACCCAUUGGCCAGCUUAGAGCGAUUGGCUUCGUUGACAUGGAGCCCAUGACGGACGCGUUCUUGACGGCUUCAGUGCUUGCUGCGGUCGCGACUCAGCCGCCGCUGGAACAGAGAAGACUUCUGGAUGGAUCUCCAUCUACCACGACGCGCAUCGUUGGGAUUGCAAACCAGAGAGUGAAAGAGUGCAACCGUAUCCAAGCCAUGAUAGACCAGUUAGCUAAGUUCGGUGUGGAAACGAACGAGCUCCCCGAUGGUCUUGAAAUUUAUGGCAGGGCAGUUGGAGAAUUGAGCGAAAAUGCCAGUGUGCAUUGCUACGAUGACCAUCGGGUCGCAAUGGCAUUCAGCGUCCUCGGGACAGUGAUCAAGGACACGACGAUAGAAGAAAAGAGAAGUGUGGAGAAGACGUGGCCGAAUUGGUGGGAUGACCUUGAGAAUAAGAUCGGUCUCGAGGUUGAGGGCGUCGAACUUCCCGUAUCUGACUCCGCCUCUUCUGCAAGCAGACCUACCGAUGCAGAUACACUGGCAUCCGUCGUCAUUGUCGGCAUGCGUGGUUCCGGCAAGACCUUCAUUGGAAAUCUCGCCGCAUCCAUUCUAGGCUGGAACUUCGUGGAUGCAGAUGUCGCAUUCGAAGACAGAUAUCAAACCGGAGUGCGUUCAUUCGUGCUUGAGAAUGGCUGGCCAGCUUUCCGUGCUGCGGAGACAGAAAUAUUGCGAGAACUGUUGUCAAAGCACCCCAAAGGGCAUGUCAUUUCCCUCGGUGGUGGUAUCGUUGAGACGCCUGCUGCACGCGAAGCUCUCAAGGCCUAUGCAAAAGAAGGACCUGUGGUCCAUAUCGUUCGAGAAAUUGACGCAGUUGUUAAGUAUCUGGGAGAGGAGACAGCUAGACCAGCAUACGGCGAGCCGAUCUUAGACGUCUUCCAAAGACGGGAACCAUGGUUCAACGAGUGCUGCAGCUACGUCUUCGUCAAUUACACUGGCGUUCUGGGGGCAGUCAACGGGGACCAUAUUGACAUCCUGAACGGAUCUGGAGAGAUUCGUAGUUCGCGUCACGAAGUGGCACGCUUUUUCAGACACGUCACCGGGCAGCAUCCCAACCUCGCCUCUAAUAUGGCGGCAGGCAACAGGUCGUACUUCUUAUCGCUCACAUAUCCUGAUAUCACACCUGCUCUGCCUCGCAUUGAAGAACUCACAGUCGGGGUUGACGCUGUUGAGCUACGAGUUGACCUGCUCCGUUCACCCAACGACUUCGGGAAUGUCGGGCCUCACAAGCCCUCCGUAGCCUAUGUCACGGAUCAAAUUGCUGCUUUGAGACAGAAAACCACUCUGCCCGUUGUAUUCACCGUCAGAACCGUCUCGCAAGGUGGACAAUUUCCCGAUCACGCAGAACAAGAAGCUUUCGAAUUGUUCCACACGGCAGUACGUCUUGGAAUCGAGUAUAUUGACGUCGAGAUAUCUUGGUCGGAGCGGCACAUACAGGACCUUAUCGCGCGGAAAGGGCACUCGCAAAUCAUUGCUUCCUGGCACGACUGGAGCGGGAAUAUGCGGUGGAGCGGGAAGAUGGUCGAAGCGAAAUACCGCGUUGCUCGAGGCUUUGGUGACAUCGUCAAGCUCGUGGGGAAGGCCAACAGCCUCGAAGAUAAUUUUGAGCUUCACGAUUUCGUUCGGCGAAUGCGGUCUCUGCCGGAGGGAAAGCCGAUCAUCGCCCUUAACAUGGGUAUUGAAGGACAAAUGUCACGUAUCCUCAAUUCGACAUUGAGCCCGGUUUCGCACCCUCUUCAACUGGUCAAGGCGGCUCCAGGCCAGCUUUCAUUCGCGGAGAUCCAGACUGCUCUUCACCUCAUUGGACAAUUACCUGCUCAACGUUUCUUCCUUUUCGGAAAUCCGAUUGGGCAUUCGAUGUCACCGAUUCUUCACAACACUGCCUUCCAGUUAUUGGGCCUGCCUCACACAUAUGAGCUGCUUGAGACCGACAACGUUGGAGAAGAGAUCAAAGCAGCCUUAACAUCUCCGGAUUUUGGUGGCGCUUCGGUCACGAUACCCUUCAAGCUCGAUGUCAUACCUCUCCUGGACUCGCUGUCACAGGAGGCGCAAGCCAUUGGUGCUGUCAACACGAUUAUUCCACGGAAGACAGCAGAUGGAUCACUUGUGCUGUACGGUGAUAACACUGACUGGAUUGGGAUUCGCGACUGUAUCCGCGCUGUCUUACCGGCCUCAAUUCUCAAGCCCGAAACGGCACUGAUUAUUGGCGCAGGGGGAACAUCGCGCGCUGCCAUAUAUGCGUUGCAUGAACUGGGAGUCAACGUCAUCUAUCUCUAUAAUCGAACGAGGAACAGCGCCCAAGUCCUAGUGAACACGUUCCCAGAUGUGAAGAUCGAGAUCAUCGACGAGCUGGGCGUAUGGCCGGGUCAAGACCCACCCCCCACCGUAAUUGUGUCAACAGUACCUGCCACAGCAACCACCUUAAAUCUUUCCGCUCAGUCCGGGCUAUAUCUUCCCAGCACUAUCUUUGCCUCUCCAGACGGUGGCGUGGUCGUCGACAUGGCCUACAAACCUGCAGAGACUCCGUUAUUAGCGCUCGCCGCAAAUGAAGGUAGUCACUGGAAGACUGUCAAGGGUGUUCAGGUUCUAUUGGAACAGGGAUACGUGCAGUUCCAUCUCUGGACCGGCAGACAUUGUCCCCGAGCUGCUGUGGCGGAACGUGUCUGGGAGACAUACACGGCCUGA